This is a messenger RNA of Leptosia nina, 1191 nucleotides long. The record is from the annotation of a GenBank genome assembly. NCBI's taxonomy places the organism in Eukaryota, Metazoa, Arthropoda, Insecta, Lepidoptera, Pieridae.
AUGGCUAGCGCUUCAGCGUUACAAUUCAAUGUGGAAGCAGAAUGCAGUACAACAAAAGCUCGCACUGGUUUAAUGAAAUUGCCUCAUUACAAUGUAAGGACACCAGUGUUUAUGCCUGUUGGAACGCAGGGUACUAUGAAAGGCUUGCUUCCAGAGCAAUUAGAAGACCUGGACUGUGAAAUUAUUCUUGGCAACACUUACCAUUUAGGGAAUCGCCCUGGAAUAAAUGUUUUACAAAAAGCUGGGGGUUUGCACAAUUUCAUGGGGUGGAAGAGGGCACUGCUCACUGACUCAGGAGGCUUUCAAAUGGUAUCUUUACUUAAAUUGGCAGAGAUAACUGAAGAAGGUGUCAAAUUUAGAUCACCAUAUGACAAUUCUGAAAUUAUGUUAACACCCGAAAAGUCUAUUGAAAUACAAAAUUCUAUUGGUGCCGAUAUCAUAAUGCAACUAGAUGAUGUAGUAAGAACUACCUUUCAAGAUUAUGAUCGUAUAAAAGAGGCAACAGAAAGAACCAGUAGAUGGCUAGACAGAUGUUUAAAAGCACAUAAAAGGCCUUUUGAUCAAAGCAUAUUUCCAAUCGUACAAGGUUUACUUAAUAAGGACUUAAGGAUACAAAGUGCCACAGAACACAUGACAAAACAAGUUAAUGGCUUUGCAAUUGGUGGUUUAAGUGGUGGAGAAGCAAAGGAUGAUUUCUGGCCUAUAGUAACCCUGGGCACUGAUUUGUUACACAGAGAUAAACCACGUUACCUAAUGGGGGUAGGAGUUGCAAUAGACUUAGUGAUAUGUGUUGCACUUGGUGUAGAUAUGUUUGAUUGUGUGUUUCCAACACGAACUGCAAGAUUUGGGUGUGCUUUAGUUACAAGAGGACAACUAAAUUUAAAACAAAAACAAUAUGAAACCGACCUCAAUCCCAUUGACAAAGACUGUAAUUGCUCAACUUGCAAAACAUAUACCAGGGCAUAUUUACACUGUGUAGUUUCAGUAGAAACUGUUGCAUGUCACUUGAUAUCAGUUCAUAAUAUUUCAUUCCAGAUGCAUUUAAUGAAAACCAUGAGGGACAAUAUUAAAAAUGGGACAUUUCCCCAAUAUGUGAAAACAUUUAUGAAGGAAGUUUAUAAUGAUGGAAAAUAUCCAACUUGGAUAAUUAAGUCUCUCUUAUCAGUGGGAAUAAAUAUACUUGAAAACUGA